This is a messenger RNA of Glycine soja, 915 nucleotides long. RefSeq lists its product as uncharacterized. Bases 271 to 726 code for a protein of 151 amino acids. The transcript has a single exon. The record is from RefSeq and is a predicted model, not a curated record. NCBI's taxonomy places the organism in Eukaryota, Viridiplantae, Streptophyta, Magnoliopsida, Fabales, Fabaceae.
ACUUUUCCACUGUCUUCUUGUUGAAUCUUGGCGUCUAAGGACCCUAUCACUUCCUUGAUGGAAGGGCCAAACAAUAUUCUGUCCUUGUGAGGUGUCUAAAGUGCAAUGCUAUUCCAUAGCUUCAGAAUCGAGAGACUCCUUGAUUUUGCAAAGUAACUAAACUUUAUCACAAAAAGCAUAGUUUAUGUGUUGGUUAUAUUAUAUACCUACUGAAGUUUCUAUACCACAAAAACAUAUAUUGCUUGGAAGUUAGUGGUCAAAGAGUCUCUCAUGGGGAAAGUGCAAGGUUUUAGCCUUCUAUCUUUUGGUGGCUGCUUUGAUGGUUGUCGUGACCAUACUCAAGGCUCUGGUUACGGAACAAGGAUAUGGAACCUCAGUGAUCGACCAGUGGAGCUGCAAAUAAGGGUGGGAUCAAUACUGAAGAAGAUUCACACGUUGAAGCCGGGGUCUUCUAAAAGAUUGAAAUCUAAAAGCAUAUAUAAGGCUUAUAUGCCUGGGAGGAGUGGCAGUGUCGGUGGUAGCUUGAAGAGCUUAUUGUAUUACUAUGAUGAAACAUAUCACCCUUAUAUUUGGAUUCAUGACACAGGGUGUCACUCCUUAAGGAUGGCUAAGCAGCAGUAUAUUAGCCUUGAGGAUCUGAGGGAUUCUUCUGAGAUCAAAGUCUUCUGGGAUCAUCAGAGAGGUUCUAUAUCAGUUCGUAAGAGAACAAGGCCAGAUUUCUGCUGAAUUUGAAUUUCACUCCAAGCUUAUUUUUCAUGUUUGUUUGUCAUGAGUUAGAUAUUUGGUUUUUUUAUUUCAUUCUGGGUUUCUCCAUCCCCCCCCCCCUUUUCCAUCAUUGUAUUGAUAACAAUAAGAAUGAACUUCCUGAUCACACUUGAUGUUGUUUUUGUUAUAAUGUAGUUCUUUUUUCUGUUA